AUGUCGCCUGCGUUGGACCCCGCGACGGGUGAAACCGGCACCAAAGGAUCGCGUGCGCAUCCUAUAGAGACAUCGUCGACCCCGGAACCGGGACGCCCGAGACGGACUACCGCGCAGAGCGACAUCCAGGACACAAUACAGCACCCGGGCAAUGUGCGCAUCAACGUCCAGGGGGCCUUUAUCGUAGACGAGGAGCAGCCGGGGACGCCCCAGAGCGAGGACUACGAACACGACCCGCACGACAUCAGACUGCCGAACCACACUUCGGUAGUCAGCCAUGUAGCCGUCGAUAUAGGAGGCUCUCUAGCCAAACUUGUAUACUUCUCGCGCGAACCGGGCGACGAUGCGAUCGGCGGACGUCUAAACUUCUUCAAGUUCGAGACAGACCGGAUAGAUGCGUGCAUAGAGUUCAUGCGCAAGCUCCAGGCUGAUCAGAAGCACGACAAUGGAUCCAGGUCCCCGGACCUGUGUAUCAUGGCGACUGGAGGUGGUGCGUUCAAGUACCACGACAAGAUAAAGCAGGCGCUGGAUGUAGAAGUCAUACGGGAAGACGAGAUGGAAUGCUUGAUCAUAGGCCUCGACUUCUUCAUCAACGAGAUACCAAAUGAAGUCUUCACGUACAGCGAAGACAGCCCCAUGACCUUCAUGCCACACCCUCCCGACCCACCGAACAUCUACCCCUACCUCCUCGUCAACAUCGGCUCCGGUGUAUCCAUGAUCAAAGUCUCAGGACCAAGGCAAUACGAGCGCAUAGGCGGAACAUCACUAGGAGGAGGAACACUCUGGGGACUCCUAUCGCUGCUCACCGGCGCACGCAGCUUCGACGACAUGCUGCGACUUGCGGAGAACGGCGACAACUCCACGGUCGAUUUACUCGUUGGAGAUAUCUACGGACAGGCGUACAACAAGAUCGGGCUCAAGAGCACACAUAUCGCAUCAUCGUUUGGCAAGGUCUACAAGAUGAAGCGCGCAGCGGAACGGGAAGCGGAAGAUGGAUGCAACGGCGAUCUCAAGCGCCGAGAAGAAGCAGAGCACGUUGAAGGCUCGGCAGAACUCUCCCACGACCCUGGUUCCUUCCGGCCAGAAGAUAUGGCGCGAUCCCUCCUCUACGCUGUGUCAAACAACAUCGGCCAGUUGGCGCAUCUACACGCUGAGAAACAUGGGUUGCCUAGGAUAUACUUUGGAGGUUCUUUCAUCGGCGGACAUUCGCAGACUAUGAAUACGCUGUCGUAUGCUAUCCGUUUCUGGUCGAAGGAUACGCGGCAAGCGUACUUCUUGAGGCAUGAGGGAUAUCUGGGCGCUGUGGGUGCGUUCUUGAAAAGGCAGCCGAGGAACUGGGGAAGGAGGGAGAGUGGCGCGGGGUCUGUUAGACCUACUUCGGUUUCUUCGCGCGCUUGA
Messenger RNA from Alternaria ventricosa, 1398 nucleotides. RefSeq lists its product as uncharacterized. The transcript has 3 exons. Gene Ontology annotation, biological process: coenzyme A biosynthetic process. Bases 1 to 1398 code for a protein of 465 amino acids. The record is from RefSeq and is a predicted model, not a curated record. Gene Ontology annotation, cellular component: nucleus; cytosol. NCBI's taxonomy places the organism in Eukaryota, Fungi, Ascomycota, Dothideomycetes, Pleosporales, Pleosporaceae. Gene Ontology annotation, molecular function: ATP binding; pantothenate kinase activity.